UGAAGCAGUAUACCUUGUAUAUAAAAUAUCGUUUAAACCUAUGGGCAGAUGUUAAUUUAUACGACCUCCACAUUUCCGUUAACGCCUGUAUGAGGCUAUUGAUCUCUUGUAUUUGAUUUUGGGGUAGAGAGCGCAAGCCCGGGAAAACAAAACAGGAUUAUCACUAAUCAAGCGGCCAUGGAUCGGACUAAGGCAAUAAAACAGGGUUACAUCAGGAAAUAUGUCAAGAGCGUCUUCUCAAGCGGGUGGAAAAAGCAGUUUCUUGUCCUUCACCAAGAUGGCGAGCUAGUCUGGUACUCUGACCAGGGUGACAGGAAAGCUAAUGGAGCAAUCAAACUAAAGGCUGUUUGUAAUUUCAUGGCGAUAGGUCCAUUUACUCAGGCGAUUCCCAAACGUCCUUCGUUACCUUCGGGUGGCCAAGUCAAGCAUUUAUUGGCCAUUCCACAAACAGCCGCUAGAGAUCCAAAGCAGUUACACUGGUUCAUAUUCCUGGAUGACACAGAGUUAGCUGGAUGGAUGAAUACGAUAAUGAAAGUUCUUCCACCUCCUCCUGCCCCUCCCCAAAACUUCCAGAGACCUCCAGGUGGUCCCCCGCAACAGAGCAGCUACCCAAAACAACAGGGUGGCUACCCACGACAACAACAAGUCGGGUAUCCACAGCAGCAAUGUCGAGGCCAGCCGGGCGGUGGCAACACCACCGUGGUUAUGGGAAGCGGUGGUCGUAGUCGUGGUGGCGGAGAUCGGCUUGCGACUGGUAUGCUUGUAGGAGCUGGGUUGUCAGGUUGGGGUUGGGGAUGGGGAUGGGGUUGGGGUGGCCCUGGGUGGUACUCUGGUCAUUAUGGAUACGGUGGCAUGGGGGAACACGACCACUACGAAAUAAAUGAGACAAAUAUUGAGAACACGAAUAUCAACGAAACAAAUAUAACAGAAAAUAAUGAAUUUAGCGGCGAUGCCAGUGGGGCGGGUUACGGAGGAUAUGAUCCUAAUAACUAUCAGCAGACAGUUGAUCAGGGAGGCCUCAGUCAUGCAGACCAGGGCGGCUAUGUUCAAGGCGGUUAUGCCGACCAGGGCGGCUUUGUUCAAGGCGGUUAUGGAGACCAGGGCGGCUAUGUCGAUCAGGGUGGUUUGGGCGGGGGCUACGACGGUGGGGAUUUCGGUGGGGGUGAUUUUGGUGGCGACUGUGGUGGAGGAGACGAUGGUGGAGGAGACGAUGGUGGAGACUAA
This is a messenger RNA of Lineus longissimus, 1224 nucleotides long. Its product is annotated as TATA-binding protein-associated factor 2N-like. The transcript is spliced from 8 exons. Gene Ontology annotation, cellular component: membrane. NCBI's taxonomy places the organism in Eukaryota, Metazoa, Nemertea, Pilidiophora, Heteronemertea, Lineidae. Bases 178 to 1224 code for a protein of 348 amino acids. The record is from RefSeq and is a predicted model, not a curated record. Gene Ontology annotation, biological process: regulation of cell differentiation.